UCUGAUCGCCGUCAUAUCCGUGUGUCGGUUUAGGCCCGACAAGCGCGCGGCUCUCGAAAAGGGUGUUCGUUUACCAUGCUUGCUCGGACUUUGCUCGCUUCCUAGCUUGUCGAUGAGACGUAGGAUUCGUAAAAGUUGCCCAAAAUACCUAUACAGAUAGCGAAUUAUCGACCAGGGGUUCUGCUUAACGUUGCAGCUGGAUUUUGUAUAAAUGUGCCCCGAGACCAGGCCCUUCACCUAGUCUACGUACUCGCAUAUUUCAACAUCAACACGCAACACACCACCAAUAUGCGCUUCACACUCCCUACUCUUGCCCUUGUGGCAGCAGUCUCUGCUGCUCCCCAGGUGCCCGAUGGGCCCCUCAACUUCUACGCACGCCUCUUCCGCGAGUCCGACGACUGCACGACGGGCAGCACCUCUGCCUACGUCGGCUCUCGUGGCGGAUGCGUCAACAUUUCCGUACCUGGCAGCGGCUCCGCCCUCGUGGUGGUCGGCGAGGCUGCCAAGUACUACCUCGCUGGGUGGACUGGGCCUGACUGCACAGGCACGGUCGUGCUGGUGGAGACGAACCCGGGUGUCUGCACUUCGCUGGGAGGAACAGACGUCCAGAGCUGGUCGAACGACUUGAGGGUGUUUGGUUGAUUGUUGAAAGACUUAGGUGCUAGGAUGACUGCAAAGGAAUACGGACUAGACGGGCGGCUGGCUCUGCAGACUAUUGAUUCCGUCUCAUCGGGGCAUCGGCAACUCGACUUCUACAGCUACAUAUCUCGCCCGUAGGCAAUCGAUACCUCCACAGCGCGA
Emericellopsis atlantica is the source of this 801-nucleotide messenger RNA. RefSeq lists its product as uncharacterized. NCBI's taxonomy places the organism in Eukaryota, Fungi, Ascomycota, Sordariomycetes, Hypocreales, Bionectriaceae. The coding region runs from base 289 to 642 and encodes 117 amino acids. The record is from RefSeq and is a predicted model, not a curated record. The transcript has a single exon.